ACAGUGACAAGAUGGCGAUCAAGAACUGCUUGAACACUGGAAAACAAUAGAGACAGCGCACUUGUGCAGAGUUUAUUUCUUUACCGUUUGAUUUCUGUUUUUCGUGUCGUCUUAAACCGGGGCUCGGGAGUCAGCUGCGUGAAGUUUAAGACUUUUAAUGCAGACUUGAAUGAAAUGUGAGUUUAUAAUGCUUUGUUUGGGGGCUAGUUAGCAGGCAGGCUAAGCUACAUCCGUAGCAGUAAUGUAGCUGAGUAUCAGCUGUUAGACGCACUGCUGCUUUAAAAGUUACUUUUACUACUAAAAGUUAAUAUUAACUCUCUAGAUUCGUAUUUUUGCGCUGGAUGGAUAUAAUGUAUGUGUUUUUGUCCGGAACUUUUUUACGUAUCUUCUCUUUUUUUCUCAAGUGCGUUUUUUCGAAACUUUAACUGAGGCGAGGAGUCGAAUUAAAACAAUAUUUAUCGCUAAAAAUUCGGGAUAACGAAGAAAAACAGCGCCGCGUGUUUGUGUGUGUGUGUAAACGUAAGGUGAAUAUUAUCUAAUUAUGACUAGCGUUGAUAAAUAGAGUAUACCUUCAGUCAAAGUUUUCAAUUCUCUUAAACUUUACUCUGAAUUACAUGAACGUUUAAACAAAUGUAAUUUUUUAAAUUAAGAUGCAUAAGUCAUUAGCGAUGGUGAAGUCUUUCAUUCAUAAAAUCACAUGUUUUACUUCAUUGUGGUUUGUGGCAGGACUCUGAGCUUGAAUGUUUCCACACCAGUAAGUUAGAUAAGAGAGUUUGUUCAGUGAUUUUGUGUCUGUGUAUAUCAGGCUAGUUUGUGUAGUUCAGUGAAUAAGUUACUUUGGUUAGACUUUUUAUUUUUUUUAUACAAAAGCACAGAUCCGAACUAUGUGCCAUUUCUUUUGUUGUGCAAGGAUAGUGAUAAAAAUGGAGGCAGUUGAGUGUGUUUUGUAAAGACACACUCAGACACAACAAACACGCACUGAAGCAGCGCUGUGAUCAGUCCUGUGUUGAGUUGUGCUGGUUUCCGGACACUCGAGUGAGUUUAUAAACACGCUGUUGUUCUGGAUGAUGGCGGAUUUCGUGGUGCCGCGGCACAGCGCGGUGAUGGAGCGGCUCCGGCGGCGGAUCGAGCUCUUCCGGCGGCAUCACAGCAGCUGCGAGAACCGCUAUGAGAACACGGCCAUGGAGCGGCUGGAGAUGGAUAGGCAGCAGACGUUGACGAUGCAUCAGCGCUGCCUGCAAACCAAGGCCAAGCGCUCGAACAAGCACCGGCAGCCGCCGGCGGCGAGCUCGGACCCGGCGGGGCAGAGAGGCAGUGGGAGCGGGGGCAGCGGCGCGGACGGUGGCAGUGGGACGCCCGGGGAGCAGAGCAGAAACAACACGCUGAUCGCGCUACAGGAGACUGUGAAGAGGAAGCUGGAGAAUGCAGGUUCUCCUCUGGGCCGUGACCAGGUCAACGGUUUCAGCGAUGGCUACACACCUUCUAAAAAGGCCUGUGUGGAGGACACACUCUCUGGUCUUAACGGGGUCUCAAAUGGCACUGUGCCUCCUCUCUCACCCUUGGACACCAAACAUAACGUGAUAACAGACUCCAUGGUGCCCAAUGGAAACCACAGAGCACCUGGCUCAGAGCACAGUGGCACUGGUAUAACCGAUAAUGGUGCCACACGUGGUUCGGAGUGCGACUUUCGUCUGAAAGAAAUGAAGCAGGAGCCGGUGGACGAUAUCUUGCCCUGCAUACUACCUACUGGAGGUUCAAACGGCAACAACAGCUUGUUCCCUGACCUCAACCUCAACGAUCAGGACUGGAGUGAGAUCAUGGAGGAGUUCAACCGCUCCGUACCUUACGAGGACAUUCAGGAGCUCUUCAGCGAUGGCUUUGGUGAUCGCAAAGACCCUGAUCUCCCAUCUGGGGGUGCUGCUCAGAGCUUGAUGCCUCCAGAUCUGGCCAGCAUAAAGACAGAGUUUUCCCCCGCCACUGUCACGUCUGCCUUCGAUCAGGACUCUUGCACUGGUUCGCCUCAGGUGAGACCCACCUCAUCCGGGCCUCCGCUACACACAAACUCCCCUGUUACUGCUCCGGCAACCGCUACAGCCUCCUCACCAGUGCUUCCGGUGCCACAACUUCCACAACAGUCCCCCAUUCAGUCCUCCAGACCACUCCAGAAUCACCUGCUGCCAGGUCCACCCAAAGACCUGUCACCUGCACAACAGCUGCAACAGUUAGCGGCACAACAGCAGCGAGCGCAAAUACUUCAGAGCCAACAGCAGCACGUGGUUCCAAAACAACCACAGCAAAAACCACAGCAACAUCAAGCGGUAAAAUUCCACCAGCAACCCAACCACCCCUCAUCCUGGCCCCAAAACGCACCCACCCAAAGUCAGCUGGGUGGAACAUUUGGCCUCGAGAAGCCCACAAGUCCUUCCUUGUACCCUCAAGACUUUCCCAACCCCAAGACCCUGCUCAUGUCAGGCCAGCAGCCCAACAAGGGCUCUCCCAAAGCGGGCACCCCAGCUGGGUACAUGCAGUCCGGUGGCCACGGCAACAUGUUAAGCCACCCGGCAGCUCCUUCGGGACCACUCAGCCACCCAGCCAACCCAGGGGCUCAGGCAGCCAUGUUGGACUACAGUAACACUAAACCCUUGUCCCACUAUGAGGCCGGAAUGCCAGGAGCCCCCAGGGGCCCGCCCAACACACAGAACCAGAACAAGCAGAAUCAAGCGAUCGUGAAUCUGAUGCAACAUCAGUUGCAGAAGCAGAGGUCAACAGGCAUGAACUUCAGACCAGCACACCUCCAGCAUGCUCAGGAGUCAGCAUCAUACUCCACCGCCUCCCAUGUUCCCGGUCCUGGUAACACCAUGACGCCGCAGCCGAGCGGCAACAGCAUCCCAGGUAACCAUGGUAACGCAGCUUACAUGAAGCAGCAGCAGCAGAUGCAGAUGAUGAACCAGCAGCAGAAACAGUUCCUCCAGAGACAGAUGAUGGCUGAACAGGAGAAACAGCGGCAGCAGCAAGAACAGCAGUUACAGAGACACCUGACCCGUCCCCCGCCCCAGUACCAGGACCAACAAAGCCAGCAGGCCCAGCCGAAUCCAUUCCAGCAACAGCAGCAGGUCUCCCAGUUCACAGGUGCAGCUCCCUGCUUGGCUCAGCAGCACCCCUCCGGCUUUACAGAACACAACAUCUCUGGCGCAUCACAGCCAAUAGGAAACGUAAACUCUGGAAAUCAACAAAUGUUCACUCAGAUGCAAGGUAUGAUGGGAAUGAGCGUGGGCCAGAAUGCCGUCCCAGCUCCUGGUGCCCCUCCGGCUGCCAGUCAAGCAGACAUGAGCCUCCCAUCCUGUGCAGGUGGUCUUGAUGUACAACAAGUCCUAUACAGCAACAUGCCCAUGCACCCCUCCCAUCCCAACCAGCAAAGAACACCUGUAUCAGCCAUGUCUGCGGCCUACAGACAAAACAUUCUAGCAGCCCAGCAGCAAGCACAUUUAAAGAACCAACCCAAUACCGCCCUGAUGAAACAACAACAACAGCAGCAACAGCUCGCCCGUCUGCCCAACAGCAUGCCCAAUGCCAUGGCUAAUAACAUUAGCACUGCUAUGCCCACCUCCAUGCCGACAAGUAUUCAGGGUGCUUUGCCUACACAGACCCAACCCUGGCAGCAGCAGCAGCCUCAGCAGCAUCCAGGUCUCCAGCAGGGCAUGGGCGCCGGAGGCAAUCCUGCUGGGUUCGCCAACUCUGGCUUCCACAUGCAGUCUAGGAUGGCCAAACUACCCAACAACGGCCCAUUUCCCCAGGGUGGAAUGGGUAACAGUGCGGCAGGUAGGGCUUUGGUGGGCAUGAAUACUGCACAAAUGAUUCCUAACAUGAACCAGCAACGGACCAAUAACCCUGCCAUGGGGCAACAAUUGCCCCCUCCCAACCAGCAGGCGCCCCAGCAAGGGCAGCCACAAGCGCCGCUUCAAACCCAGCAGGUUCUUCCUGAUCUGGGGCCCUUUAGCCAGUCGCAAACAGGACAGGUGCCCAACCGCACUGUGGGACUCCAGUGUAACCAGGCCUAUCAGCUCAACAGGACAGCCAAUCAGCAAUUGCAGUUCAGCUACAAUACCCAAUCAGGAGGCAGCUUAACCGGCUUCCCUGGUGAGACCGACUUGGUGGACUCGCUGUUGAAGAAUCAGUCAACGCAAGAGUGGAUGGACGAUUUGGAUGAGCUAUUGGCCAGUCACCAAUGAGUGAUGCCAAUGGGCCAAAUACAGAACUUUUUAAGGGGCUGUUCAGGCUGAACUCAUUUUUGCUAGAUACAACACAAAGAAUAGAACAGAAUGCAGGUGUCUCGAAAUGUGUUUUUAAAAGUUUAAGUUCUUUAAGUUCUGGGUUCAAUACAAGUAAAGCGCAAUCUACAGCAUUUGUGGCAUAAUGUUGAUAACCACAAAAAAAAUAUUUUCGACUCGUCCGUCAUUUUCUUUAAAAAAAGCAAAUAUCGAGGUUACAGUGAGGCACUUACAAUGGAAGUGAAUGGGGCCAAUUUUUGGAGGGCGUAAAGGCUGUAAUAUGAAGCUUAUAAUUAAAAAAAAAAAAAUCCUUGCAUUAAUUCUUCUGUCUAAAACUUGUGCAUUAUUGGAGCUUUAAAGUUGAUGAAAUCGUCAUUUUUAUGGUCAUUUAAGGGUUUUAGGACAUUGUCAUAACGUCAACAAAAUUAUAUAAAAUUGGAUUUAACUUUACAAAGAAAAGGUUAGAAGCAAAAUUAUUACACUUAUUACACAAAUCAUUUUAACACGUACUAUUUGAGUCUUGUGGCUAUAAUUUUGAAACAUUGAGUAUUUUAACACUGAUUGGCCCCAUUCACCUCUAUUGUAAGUGCCUCCCUGUUACCCAGAUUUUUGUUUUUGUUCUUUUAAAGAAAAGAAGAGAACAAGAGGAAAGGGAAAAACAAGUCGAAAUUAAGUGUUGUGGUAAUCAACAUUAGACUACAAAUGCUGUUGAUUGAGCUUAACUCUUAUUUAACCCAUCAUAUUCCUUUAACUUGAAAUGCGGUUUAAAAACCGCAACACAUCUGCACGAAAUGCAGCGCAAAUGUCAAAAACGUCCAUCUAAUGUGUCUUUGUAUAGAAAACCAUUCAAAAACAUUGCAGAUGAAUACAAAAACAUGUUCAUUGUGAACAGCCACUAAGUCAUAUUGGUGCCUUUGGUAGAGAAGAUCUGUGGACGUCCACUUUUGGAUGUUGGUGAAAAUGGAUAUACUGGUCAUUUAGUGGUCAGAUCUGCUGUUGUCUCUAUUAUGUAGAUUGUGUAUAUAGUACAACACGAGUUGGGCACAGGACCAAGAGCCUGUGUGGUAUUGAAGUAUUCUCUGGACUGGAAAUUUCAAGGGGAACACUCUACUACUGAACCUGUGGCUCAGUAAAACCACUGAAUUUUACUAUGAUGUGAUGAGUGUGCACUCGUACACAGCCUUUUUAGCCUUUCAUAUGGUUUCUAUUGUAUUUGUAUUGCCUAUGUCUUUGCUAUAAGCAUAAGGAGGGUCUAGGGUCACAUAGGCAUGUCAGAAGUCCCUUUUGCAGUCCCAUGGGCCUUAAUUUUGCACUCAUGAGUUGCAUAAUAUGUAAUUUUCACAUCCAGCUGAAUAUUUGAGUAAAAGAGAGACUUUCUCUUCAUUUCAUGGUUUCAAAGGAUAGUUCAGAUGUUCAUUUUUUAAGUUCCAGAUGGUUUAUGGUCAUUGGAUAGUUUUAUAUUCACUAAAUAUAGGAAUGGGAUGCUUUGUAAUUUAUCAGGUUGUGACAGCUUACAGGAGUGACACUGUAAUGUAAAAGAGGAAGAACAUGUGAAUUUAUAAAAACACUACAAUACUGAAGUGAAAGUGGGUGGAGCCAUGCAAUGUCAUCAUUACACUUUCACAUGUUACACUAAAGUUAUUUUUCCCCCUAAAUUCUGAAAUUUGCUUUUAAAAAAAAAAAAAAAAAAAAAAAAAAGCCAAAGUUAUAGACUUUUCCAUUGGUAAGAGGGUUUAUAUUCUGUUUUCCUGUUUAGGUAAAGGUUCACCCUCUGUGUAUUAUGUUGCGUUGAUGGAAGGGCAGGUGCUUGUCAGAAUGGGCAUUACCUGCCUCAUGACUAGACUGUUUCUGCAUCUGAGUCUGUGACAGAAAUUCAUGUAUAUUUAUAUUUUUUUGUAUGUAUGCAGUUUCUAUUGUUCAGGAGAAGAUAGAUCUUAUUUUUAUAUGUACAUUAUUGCAAAUUUUUGUAAGUAUUUUUUACUUUUUAUUAUUGUUCUCUGUAAAACAAGAGUAUUGUGUAAAUAUAGUUCUCUAGA
Messenger RNA from Myxocyprinus asiaticus (Chinese sucker), 6304 nucleotides. It is a transcript of the gene maml1, whose product is annotated as mastermind-like transcriptional coactivator 1. NCBI's taxonomy places the organism in Eukaryota, Metazoa, Chordata, Actinopteri, Cypriniformes, Catostomidae. Gene Ontology annotation, molecular function: transcription coactivator activity. The coding region runs from base 1065 to 4229 and encodes 1054 amino acids. Gene Ontology annotation, biological process: positive regulation of transcription of Notch receptor target; Notch signaling pathway. The transcript has 5 exons. Gene Ontology annotation, cellular component: nucleoplasm; nuclear speck. The record is from RefSeq and is a predicted model, not a curated record.